Suillus fuscotomentosus is the source of this 1257-nucleotide messenger RNA. RefSeq lists its product as uncharacterized. NCBI's taxonomy places the organism in Eukaryota, Fungi, Basidiomycota, Agaricomycetes, Boletales, Suillaceae. The transcript has a single exon. The record is from RefSeq and is a predicted model, not a curated record. Bases 1 to 1257 code for a protein of 418 amino acids.
AUGUUGGAUAGUGAGGCAGCAGUGACCGCUUUGGCCUUUACUGAUCUUGUGCUCUACGACAUCUUCAGAAUGCCACAUCCUUCUCUCUCUCUCGGCAAGCUCAAGACUGGUAAAACGCAGCAACGCCAUCGCAAGACCCGCGGUGCAAGCACUGAUGUUUCGCCCAUCAAACUUAGUCACCUUUUCAAGUCCAUUAGGCACCACCGUUUGAAGGGAAAGGUCGCGGGUGAACAGCAGACUACUUCAGUCCCAUCGCCCCAUCCUGAAUCUGAUAUGAGCUUGUCACCUUCCAGGCAUCCGCCUUGCGAAUGGGACACCAGCUAUUCGCGUCUUCUGUCAGGAAUCAAUAAUACGCGCACCUUCUCACAAUCUACUAGCCAGUCUACCACCGCUGAACAGAGCAUAGCUCCAUCGGAGGAGUCGUCACGUUCAUUGUUUGGUAUGCGCCCUUCGAAGACCACUUCAGCUCUUCUUCCGAAAGCCCCUGUAGACCCUGUCGCAGACAGGUCUGGUGCAUCCUCUCCCUUGAUAUCAUCUCCGUCCAUGUUUGACCUACGUUCUCAUUCGGCGGGCGAUUACAUCGUGCGACAACUUAGCGCAACCCUAGAGAAGCUUUCGCUGGGCGAGAGUCACUAUGCCAAGCUUCAGGAGAACAUCCUUCCAAUCAGAUCCCUGAAUACCUCUUCUGACAUGAUCGUCUCUCCUGCUCCCCAUUGGUCUGCCAAGUUCAAAGACUCGCCUGCGUCUGGAUACCUUGCAAACUUGAAACAACAGCUGCAGGAGAAGCGGUGGCUGUGCAAGUUUGCUCGCUCCACAUCAGCCAAAGCACACGUCACACCUACCAUAUUCAUCACGUCUGUUGAUGGGAAGCAUCCCAAACCACUAUGUUCUCCGGUUGGCCUUUUUGGACAAGCCAGCCACAUCAAAUAUUUGCUCGAAGAUCCUGUGCCUCAGCCGCUGCCGCUAGCCAAUUCCCCGUCACCUGAUGACCCAUUUAACGCGGAUUUUUACGCCUACAACCAUCCCUCUCAAUAUGAUCUGCCAUUGCUACCUUCAACGCCGACAGGAGAAGUCACCGACCCCGCCUGGUAUCUGCCCGGAACGCCCUCUCGUGCAUAUCCAAAACUCUUCCUAUCUGGUGGGGAGGAAUUCGCAACAGCCCUGAGUGCCACCAUCACCAAUCCGUUUGAUCUUCCGCCUUUCUCUGUGCCGUUUAUGAAACAAGGCCUUCUCGACGCUUCGCUUUAUGGUAAUUGA